Molecule: messenger RNA, 1062 nt
Organism: Suillus subaureus
Lineage: Eukaryota; Fungi; Basidiomycota; Agaricomycetes; Boletales; Suillaceae
Exons: 2
Coding region: 102-848 (248 amino acids)
Source: RefSeq, a predicted model, not a curated record
AGCUUGUCCAUCUCGCGAUUGGGGGGCACGGCACAACAUACAAUAUAUUCAGGUAUUUGUAACGCAAGCUCCAAAUUCAUCCAGCCAACGAGAGGUCGUCCAUGAUGACGCUUUCUGCUUCCCUAGAUGUUAUCCCUGGAAUGGGGUCCGCCGUCAUUGAGCACUGUCGCGUGACUCGCGGCCACGUCGACAAAGAUAUAGCCGGAUUCAACAAGGACAUGGCUGCAUUAACCGAGUCUUCACGCGGCCUUCGCUCUCGCGGGAUCACUUUCUCCUGUAUAUCUUGGCUUCCACCCAAGACUCUUUCUACUAUCUUCACAUACAUUGAAGAAGAGGACACUCUCAAGAGUCAUACGGGCACAUCCCGCCCUCGUGCUGCUCCUAUUUCCAUGAUAAUCGCGCACGUCUGCAGGCACUGGCGCCAAAUCGCCCUUGAGUCCCCUACUCUUUGGGCAUCCCUCAAUUGUGUCUCUGCUAAUUGGCUAGAUAUUAUGUUCGAGAGAUCGAAGAAAGCCAUUUUAGUCGUCAUCUACAGGUCACCGGGCUCGUUGCGAAAAUGUUUCCAGCAGAUUUUUUCACAGUUACCUCGAAUCAAAUUCCUCCAGUUGUGCUCAUAUCCAUGGGAGGUCAAUCGCAUUUUGGACUGCCUACCAUCGCAGCCCGCGCCGUCGCUUCAAACAUGCAAAUUCUCGGUCGCGAGGAAGUCUCGUACAGGAGUCAUCAGGCCCAUAUCCGAUGCUAUUUUUCAAGGACAAGCCCCCCUACUUCGGAGCGUUGAGCUUACAGAAUGUACCUUCCGCCGGACGUCCUGUAUUUUUAGCCGGCUCCGAACUCUAUAUGUGAGAUGAAUAGGAUCUGCCUCUGAUCCCACUCUGUCGCAACUCCUGUCAGCUCUGAGACGUAUGCCUGAGUUGGAGCAGCUUACGCUUGGGCUGUCAUCCAGGACAUCGAGCUCUCCGACCAAGUUCCACUCACUUCUGCACCCGGUUUCACACUCAUUCUCGCUUGUGUGCUUGUCCGAGUCUGCGCUCGUUCUCACAUGUCUGUACUCAUUUUUGCUCG